Messenger RNA from Peniophora sp. CBMAI 1063, 1644 nucleotides. NCBI's taxonomy places the organism in Eukaryota, Fungi, Basidiomycota, Agaricomycetes, Russulales, Peniophoraceae. The record is from the annotation of a GenBank genome assembly.
AUGCAGCACGCUGGAGUGGGCGCCAAUCUGGUGGACGAAAAGGCUUUGUACAGCGCAUUGUCGGAAGGGAAGACGAAGAUUCAGGAUCCUCCAGCGCUGGAUGCUAGUCAGUAUCGGGACUAUGAGGAUCGAGCGUGCCAAACUGAAGAAGCACUGGAACAGAGAAUCUCUCCGACUGAGGAUCUAAGGGUCGAGCUCGCUGACGAGCAAGCCGCUAAUCGCGUACUGCAGCUGGAAUUGGACGAUCUCCAAGGAGAACUCUCUCAGAAGCGUUCCACGGAAUCAGCGGCCACCUCGGAGCUUGCUCUUGCGCGGACGGAGCUUGAAGAGGUCAAGGCUGAUGCCUUGCGCCAUGCUGCAGAACUCGAAAAUCUCAAGCGCGAGACCGAUGAAGCACACCAGCAGACUGAUAGUCGGAUUGACGGCUUGGAAGUCGCACUUGCUACCGCGCAGGACGCUGAGCGGGCCUCUCAAGCCAGGAUAGAGGAUCUCGAAGCCAGUCUUGCCGCAGAGCGUGGGAAGGGAGCGGCAGCCACAUUGGCACUUGCCGGCGCGCGCGAAAAGCUCAAGCAUAUCGAAGCGGAGGUUGAGCGUCACAAGCACGAAGCCGAAGCGCAAGCCCGCGAGGCCGACGAGGCACGCCAGCAAGCUACUGCUGAGAUUGACAGGUUGAAAGCCGAUCUCGCCACCGCACGCGAUUCGGAACGUGCUGCCCAAGUCAAGAUAGACGAAGUAGAAGCUGAGCUUGCUGCGGAGCGUGCGGGUGGUGCGACUGCAUCACAGGAGAUCGCGGAGCUACGCGAGGAACUUGAACAGUCGAUAGCGGCGGACAUACAUCGUGACAGGGAAGAUAAAGAUCGCGCGCGCGAGUCAGACGAAGCCCGCCAGCGAAUCACUACUGAGAUCGACCGCCUGACUGCCGAGCUCACCACCGCACGGGACGCGGGUCGUACUUCGCAUGCUAGAGCGCAGGAACUUGAAGCCGAACUCGCCGCAGAGCAUACGGAGAAGGCAGCUACUUCACUGAUUCUUGCUGAUCUGCGCAAGGACUUCGAACACGCACAAGCGGAGGCCAGGCGCCAUAAGCGGGAAAGUGAAGAUCGCGCACGAGAGAUAGACAGAACUCGCCAGCAGACCACAAGCGAGAUUGACGGCCUGAAAGCCGAGCUCACCGUUGUCCAGGAAACGCGUCGUGCCUCUCAGAUUCGCAUAGAGGAGCUUGAAGCGCAGCUUAUUGCGCAACAGGCAAAUGAGGCGGCUGCUUCACUGGCGCUUUCUGAGCUGCGCGAGAAACUGGAGCAGACAGAAGUGGAGAUCGGACUGCGCGAAGAAGAGGCGAAAGAUUACGAACGCGAGGCCGACGAAGCGCGCCAGGAAGCUACGACUCAGAUAGAUGCCCUGAAAGCCGAGAUUUCCGGCGCACAGAUUGCGGACCGCGCCUCUCAAAGCAAGAUUGACAAGCUAGAAGCCGAUCUUGCCGAGGCGCGCGAAGAGCUUCGAAGUGCCGAGGCAGAGGCAACUCGUUACGAGCGAGACGCCGAAGAGCGAACGCGCGAAAUCGACGAAGUACGCCGGAAAACUACUUUCGAGAUUACCGCUCUGAAAGCCGAUCUCGCCGCCGCCUCUUUUACGAGUCAUCCCUGA